AUGGCAGAGCUCGUUGGAGUCAUCUCUGGUGGUGUUGGCAUUGCUUCCUUUGCCCUCCAAAUUUCAAGCAACGUUAAUUCUUUGAGACGAACUUAUCAGUACAACAGGAACAAAGCAUCACAGGAACUCGAGGAACUCGCCCACCGUCUCGAGUUCUUGAAUUUGCUCUUGGAAGACCUCCAGCCUUUUGAGGGGAAACCGUCUGUUGAUCUUGCAAUUAGAAGCUGUCAAUACAUAUACCAUGAUAUGGACAAAGCUUUGAAGUUAUUACAAGAGAAGAUGCACAGGGCGCCAGCUGGCUGGAAAGGCGACUGGAAGUUAGCGAAAGGUUGUCUUUCUAGGCAAAUUCGCGAGGAGAUUCAUGACAUUGGACACAAGCUUAUAUGGAUGACCCAAAUGAUGAAUACGGUUGCUUUCAACAAGUUCAGCAUUCCAUGGGCACUUUUGCUAGACUUCCAAUUUAUUCUCGGUGCUAGAAAGUAUUCUUUGCGGCCCGCCCUUAGCUUGCAACGAGUCGUGAACUAUACAUCACCCGGAUUUGAGACUAUAUGGAGAUGUCGAAAGGGCCUUCUUCCACUUUCAGAAGCGCAGGAUCAACUCCGGAGACUGAACAGAUCGCCGUCGCCUCUGUCACAGCACAUUAAUCCAGCUGGAGACAAUUAUAUCCGGGACCUUCUCUGUUAUGGACCAUGGAAUAACCAGAAUAACCAGUUUGCUUUGUUGGGGUUUUUGGUCAAAGAGUUAGACAUGAGACUUGAGGAUGAAGAUAAUCAGACACUGAUCCGUUGCGCCUCGUGGAUAGGCGAAGGAUCACAUAUCGGGUUACUCGAGGCCAUCCUUGAAUUAGGAUUUGACGCCAGUGGUAUAGAUUCACCAUUGUUCCAGAAAUGGCCCUCGCCUUGUUCACCUAAUUGGAUUUCGGAAGAGUUCACACCUGACCCAUUUUUCCUGGAAUAUCUUGCUAUCAUUUCGAAAGACAACCCGGAAUUCGGAGGGUCUACAGCCCUCCAUGACGCUGUACUGCGCAGAUCGCCAGCGACCGUGCGAUCCCUCCUUUCAAAUGUGUCCGGCUUGGAAGAUUGCCGCAACUUUCUAGGCCAAACACCCUUGCAUCUCGCAGUCUGCGAUCCGGAAAUAUUCACUAUGGUUCUGGAUGCUGGGUUUGAUAUGGACUCGAGGGAUGAAUGGGGGAUCACUCCCCUAAUGUAUGCAGCUGGGAUGGGAGUAAGUGAGGUCGUACAGUUACUCAUCUCCAAAGGCGCAAAUAUAAUGGCCCAGGCUACAUAUUUGAACCGGGGUUUCGUGGAUUACGCAUCUGCCCGCGGACACUGGGAUUUAAUACUCGAAUCACUGAAAACUAUUCAGCUAUACUACUGUGAACAAGCCUUUCAGGAUUGCGUGUGUUGGGCUAUUCUCAGAUUGAUUUACAGCGACAACAUCACCUUAUCUGAUGGUUCGAGAGAGAAAUACUUUGUGGGUUAUCUUGAUCUUUGUGAAAACUCGAAUUUCACAUUCUCAGAUAGCUAUAGAGGUACAGAUGGCAAUAACCUCUUGCACUAUGUCAAAACAGAGAAGGAGCUGCAUGCUCUUGUCAAUCACGGCUUUCAUGACUUUAACAGACCCAACAGUGAAGGCGAAACUCCAAUCUUCUCCAUUUUGAGCCGUGUCUCGAAUGCAGACUUGCUUCGGUGCUGUGUUGAUAACGGGACUGAUAUCAAUUACGGAGAGGCCGGCUUAAGAUCAAGAUGGGAAUUCGCUCAGACGAGGCCCAAGGAAUUUGGAGGGUCAUUACACGAGGAGCGACAGGCGAUAAUGACAUUGGAGCAAGAGAUGGAGGAUUACAGCGCAGAGAGCUUGGAAAGUCUCAGAUGCCAGUUGAUGAAUCUCGCCAAGGAGAGAUAUGUCAAGGCUAGCGUUGCAAGCGAUGCAAGAGCUGCAAGCCGCAGAAGGACAUACGAAUCUGGCUUUACUGUCGACUACAAAAAUGACACUUUCCGUUGGUGCGUCGAUUGUACUACCAGCACCGGGUAUAACUUGACAUGCGACAUAUCACAAUAUGCCUUCUGGCUGCAACACGAAUAUUUGCGAGGGUACAAAGAUCGCGAAACUGGCUUCGUUCAACAAGGAUGGUACGAAAGGCGGACUGCAUGGCUUGUUGAAAUAAUCAGCGUGAUGGGAGUUUCACUUCAAACAAUUAAGCAACAAAUGGAAAACAUACAUCUUGAGGAGACAAGGUUGGAGAAGAUUGAUUCAAAGGCUGUCGUCGACCAAUUUUGGAGUUCUGCAAAGGAUAAACUUGCCUAG
This is a messenger RNA of Penicillium chermesinum, 2304 nucleotides long. Its product is annotated as ankyrin repeat domain-containing protein. Gene Ontology annotation, cellular component: cytoplasm; nucleus. The record is from RefSeq and is a predicted model, not a curated record. Gene Ontology annotation, molecular function: protein binding. The transcript is spliced from 7 exons. NCBI's taxonomy places the organism in Eukaryota, Fungi, Ascomycota, Eurotiomycetes, Eurotiales, Aspergillaceae. Bases 1 to 2304 code for a protein of 767 amino acids.